AUGAAACCGUGGCGGCUUUAACGCCCUCUGUUCUAAAUACUCUCGUGAUGGGCUUUAUUUAUUUACUAUCUAAAGCGAAUUAGUAACUUGAAACGUAAUCCGGUAAAAAAAAGUGCCCCCCUUCCCCUCACAGCUGUGCGGUUCUUUGACAUUGGAAGCAACUAUGUCCAAUGAGGAACGCUUGAAGAAGUUGCUAUCAGAUCUAGGGAAGGCGACCCUUCGUGGAGUUCGCAAGUGUCCAAAAUGUGGGACUUACAAUGGUUCGCGUGGCCUUUGCUGCAAGAACAAAUAUUGCGAUGCAGUGUUCAAGGAACCUGGUGAGAAGCGAAAGUUAUCCACGGAAGCAUGCAAGCUUAUCACAGGCUCGCCAGCACAAGUGUAUUCUGUACGAGUAAAAGAUAAGGGACCUGAUUAUCGUGGCUUUGUGCAGUUACCAUUGAUAAAUACCACCAUUUCGAAUGAUAUUACAACACUUAUUUCACCAACUGCGUUAUGUUUUGUUGAUAGCUGUGAGAGAAGUUUUCACAAUGGUGUCCUCAAAUGUCAUGAGAAAGGUUAUUCAAAUACUGUGCUUACGUGCCAGCACAUACAAACGGCAUUAAAAUGUUAUGCGCAAGCACAACCAUUGACUUUGAAAAAUUCUAUUUUAUCGUCGUUGAAUGUAAAUAAUGAAAUGAAGCAAGAGAUUUGGCUGUUAGCAACGGAAACUUCUGGUCCCUUGGUACAAAGAGUCUCAAAGAAUAUCAUGGCCGUGAAAUGUAAAGCUUCUUCGAAACACCCCCUAGGCUAUGUGCAUUUUUCUUUCUUUGUUAGCAAAUUAAGGGAUAGAAUAGAACAUCGUUAUUUCUGUAGUUGUACUACAUUUAAGGAUACAACAAAGGUAGGAGAUAAAGUUAACGGCACUUUGUCUUCACAGUCAAAGCGAUGUGUGCAUUUUUACGCAUGCAUUUGUGCUUUUGCUAGCGACCCAAAGCUAUCAGAAGAAUUUAGUUAUUACAUAAAUCUAGGUCAAACACAAUCUAAUAUAGAAAAGCCUUUAGCAACUGUACCACAAAAUGAAGAAGACAAAAUUGUUGGAAUUGAUCUCGAUAGUUUAACUACUGACGAAACUGACACGCAUCUAUUAAUUUUUCGUGAUGAUACUUUAACUGUACAAAGUUUGGAUGGAAAUAGAUUAGACUUAGAUUCUAUAAAUUUAGAUUCCUCGAUUUUGCCACAUGGUAUUGUUGAAAAUAUAGAAGUAGAAUGCGAUCGCAGUUUAUUAGAUGAUAACAGUAUAAUAUCACAAGUUCAUAAUUUAGAAGUAAUUGAUCAAAAUGGUGUUCAAUUGGGAGGAGAAAAUACUACAAAAAUACUGGAUGAUCAGGGGACAAUUGAUACAAAAUACAAUGUUCUUAAUAAUAGUCAAUACAUGUUAAACGAUAAUAACAUAAAAAUAUUAGAUCCGAGUACGUUGAAGGUUUUAGGUACGAGUACUACAGUCUUGGAUGUGACUAAUGCAAAGCUUGUCGAUAACAAUAUUGCCUUGAAUAAUGGCAGUGUCAAAAUAGUUGAUAGAAAUGCAGUAAUACAGUACAAUAACAAAAGUGCAUCAAACUCCGAGGGUAAUGCAACGCAAACGACAAUUUCAACGAAACGGAAAAGAGACGAGAAACACACGAACAACAAUAAUUCGAAUCUAAAUUCGGUUGAGUUAAGAAAGCCAAAGUCAAAAUCGCAAAUUGUUAAAAAAUAUCAAAAUAUUUGCGAUGAUCUAGAUGAGGCCAGCACAAGCUUGCCAUUUAUCAAAUGGCUUGCUUCGAUAACCGAGCGAAUAAAUCAGACAAUGCAUUUUCAGUUUGAUGGCAAACCUGAUCCCCUGGUAUUCCAUGUACCACAGAUCUUCUUUGACUGUUUACGCGAGCGAAUAUCGUGCGGUGGCAAAAAGAAACGUUUACCAAAUUCAACGACGGCAUUCGUUAGGAAAGAUGGAGUACCACUAGGAACAUUCACAAAAUAUACAUGGCAGAUAACCAAUAUCUUGCACGUAAAGAGUAUUUUCGAGACACCAUACAUACCUUUGGAGAUCACGAGAAGUUUCGUGCAGAACGCAGAUGGAACGUAUGAAUUAUAUAAACGAGAGGAAACAGAAAUAGAUCGUUUUAAAAAAACAAAUAAUAACGCAUUAAUUAAACCGUUAGAGUUAAAAACAUAUUUAAAAGUAGGAAAUACUUCUCCAAAUCAAGUUGAACCUACACCAUUCCUUAUAGAGUGGAUACCAGAUAUUUUACCAAUUUCGAAAAUUGGUGAGCUUAGAAUUAGAUUUGAAUUUGGACAUGUAAAAAAUGAAACAAGUCAUAAAUGGAGGAAAAUUGCACUUUCCAAAAAUGAUUGAAAGUUUUUCUUACUAAUCAUAAAUAUUCAAAAGAUAUUCGAGGAUUUACAAAACAAGAGACAAAUAUUACUAAGGUAUUAUUAAUAUUAUAUACAUAGCAUGUAAUUUGAGAAUAUUGUCUUAUUAAGAGUUACAAACAACUAUAUAAAAUUUUAUUAAUCAAAUAAAGCUGUUUUAAGUGAUAAAUAAAACUACUGAAUAGAUGAUUAAGUAAUAUAAUAAGAUCAUUGUAUGUUUUUAACAUAAAUAUUAUGAUAGUACACUUUUAUAUAUUAUGGAUUCAAAGACUGAUAUUUUUGUGAGGAAUUUUUAUCAUUACUACAAUUCAAUAAUUUAAUUUGGCAAAAUAUUACUUUCGAUUUAUAAAAUUUGAACGUGUGUGUUCCUUGUUGAUAUAUAAAAAUUAACAAAUUUAAUAAUUUUGAUACUUAUAAUUAAAAGUGAUAAAUCUUCUUUACGCAUUGUAUUUAUAUAGAGAUUUACAAUUAGCGCUUCACUGUAAUUUCUUUUCCCUUAUAUUGCAUAUUAUAUUAUGUAACUUAAUUUAAUGAGAAAAGUAUCAUCAGAUAUUACAAUUAUGAAGUGUGUUGAUAUUAUUAACAAUUACAUUAUAAUGUUUAAAAUAUAUUGUAAUAUAUAUAUUGUAAAUAUUCUUUAGAUUUUAUGCUGUUAUGUAAAGAGAUAUCUAUAUUUAUGUAUAUUAUUUAACAUUAUUGGCUCUGUGUUUUAUGAAUACUUAAAAGUAAACUUAUUUUUAAAAGAUUACAUAAAUUAUAUAAAUGUAUAAAAUUUAUUGGUUAAAAAUAUAUUCUAUAUGUAAAUACAA
Molecule: messenger RNA, 3200 nt
Organism: Monomorium pharaonis (pharaoh ant)
Lineage: Eukaryota; Metazoa; Arthropoda; Insecta; Hymenoptera; Formicidae
Exons: 7
Coding region: 164-2374 (736 amino acids)
Cellular component (GO): nucleus
Molecular function (GO): zinc ion binding
Source: RefSeq, a predicted model, not a curated record